Messenger RNA from Seminavis robusta, 1273 nucleotides. The record is from the annotation of a GenBank genome assembly. Lineage: Eukaryota; Bacillariophyta; Bacillariophyceae; Naviculales; Naviculaceae.
AAGCGGGACCUGGUCACCUUGCAGAUCCUUUCCCUUCUUUCACCUCUCUAUAGCCACUGCUAGCUACUGCUAGCUGCCCUAUUUUGCUUGCUUUUUCAGUAGCCAGCUUUCCUUUAGGACCAUCAAAUCAUUCUCCACAUCUUGAAAUGAAGUUUCUCGUUGCUUUGCUGCACCUCGCCCUCUUGGCUGCCACUGCUCGUGCCGAUGCUACCGAGCCCGACAUAACCUUCAACGGCGACGUCGAGGAUGCUUGCCUGACCCCUCGUGUGAUUGCCGAUGCUCUCGUCCAGGCCUUGUUUGUGGAAUUUGAUGCCAAUGCCACCGCCGCACUCUUGGCUCCCGACUACAUUCAACACAACCCCGGCGUUCCCACCGGUGCGGCUCCCGUGUUGGGCUUUAUCCCUGCUCUCGAAGCCAGCGGCUUGGGUAUUGAGACCCACCGAACGAUCGAAAUGGGCAAUUUGGUAGCGUAUCAUUCAACUUACACCAACGCCAGCUUGUUUGGAGGAGAUACAUUGGUCGGCUUUGACGUGUUCCGCGUCGAAGACGGGCUUGUGCAAGAGCAUUGGGACAAUCUGCAAGAGUUGGCUGGACCUAACCCCGAUGGAAAUACGAUGACCGAUGGAGCAACCAUGGUCAAAUAUCUUGGUGAAACCGAAUACAACCAGUGGUUGGUCACCAGCUUUAUUGAGGAGGUCUUCAUGGGGGGCAACUUUAGCGCCUUGCCGUAUUACAUCAGUUCUGAAAUGUAUAUUCAACACAACCCAGACGCCGCCAAUGGAAUUGACGGGUUCAUUGAAGCGUUCUCGGGUGCCUUGGGAAACAUCACCUAUGACUCCAUCGAGUUCGUCGUAGCUCAAGGCAACUUUGUGUUGGUUGGCGGUGAGGGUACUGGCGGAGGCUUCCCACUUGCAUUCUACGACUUGUUCCGCGUGCAAGAUGAGUUCUUGGUGGAGCAUUGGGAUGUGAUUCAGGCCAUUCCUGCUCCUGAGGACUUUGCCCACGACAAUGGAAAGUGGUAAGGUAGCAAACUUUCCCUAUCAGCACCCUGGAUUGGGUUCAUCAGACGCGAUCGCGGGACUCCGUUACCUGGUUGUUAGUAGGGUGGUUUAUAGCCAAGAAUUGAUCAUGCUGGGACAAAAGAUCCUCAACCCAAUUUCUAAUUCUAUGUUCAAAUUUCCACUUUUCUACUGGGGAAACAUCACCUAUAACUCGAUCCAGUUGGUUGUAGCUCAAGGCAACUUUGUGUUGUGAGGGUACUGGCGGAGGCUUC